AUGAAUGGAGGUGGUGGUGGCGACGCGGGUGGCGUCGACGGGAGCGUGGACGAGGAUGUGUUCCGCUUUAAGGUGGCCGCGUUUUUCACGGUCAUCGUGGUGUCGCUGGUCGGGGGAUUCCUACCGCUGCGAAUCAACAUGGGGAAUGACCAGACGCGGAAAGGACUCAUAGACCACAUGCGCUUCCUAACCGCCGGCGUGUUUCUCGGCGUGGGCCUCCUGCACAUGCUUCCAGACGCCGUAGAAGGCUUCCAAGCCCUACACUGGUCGCCGCCCUCAGCCUUCAAUAUAGUCACAAACGCCUGGCGAGAUCACCUUCGCCACAGUCCCGGCAACCAGCCACCCCUAUCCUCCGGGGAUCCCGCCGCAGCAGACGACAGCGAUCCGUUCCCCAUCCCGUACCUCCUGUGCGCGCUGGGGUUCAUUCUAGUGUGGUACGCGGAGCAGCGCUUCUCUUCCGCCGCUUCGCCGUCCCCCUCCCCCCAGGAGAUCCAGAAGAUGAUGGCGGUGGCAGCAGGGGCGGAGUCACUCGGGGGAGGUAGUAUCUGCUACGUGCAGGUGCAACCAGUGGCGUCAUACGGGCCUGUGCAGUGCCCGUCGCCCACGAGAAUCCGCUCUGCUGCUGCUCUGGCGGGCCUUCCGCAGUCUGCCAUGCAAGCAGCGAUGUAUGGAGCUGCGUCUGCGUCCUCGUCCUCCCCACUCGGCCCCUCGGGAUUGUCGUCGUCGUUUGCUGGCGGUUCUGCUGCCGGUUCUGUGUCUCCUUACGCGUCUCCUUCCCCCAGUCGGUUUGUUCUGCCACCUUCUGCGUCCCCUGCUGCUGCGCCUGGCGCUCUAGGGCCUGUCUCCUCGCAUGCACCCUCACAUGGGCCCUCGCAUGUGCACUCGCACUUGCCGUCUCAUGUGGCUGCGUCGCCGCAGUUAGGGUUGAGAGAGGCGCUGCUGCUGGGAAGGGAGAUGGAGAGGGAGAGGGGAGAGAAGCAGAAAGUGGAAGGGAUGGGUGUGGCGGUGCUGGGAGGCCGUGGGCAUAGAGGAGAUUGUGGAAACCAGGGCCAUGGAGAUGAAAAAGGGCAUGGUCACAAUCAUGGGCAUGGGCAUGGGUGUGGGCAUGGGGAGGGGAGUGAGCAUGGCAGUGAAGGUGAACACAUGCAUGUGCAUGAGCAUGAGCAUGAGCAUGAACAUCCCCAUGAGCAUGAGCAUGAUGAGGAGGACGGGCUGCUGGCACAUGCACAUGCGCAUUCACACUCACAUGCGCAUGAUCACAAGCAUGCGCACGCUUCACUUCCCCAGCAUGGGCCGCAGCACCCGCAGGUGCAUGGGCAUGAGGAGCCUGGGGACUGCUGCCACUCCCAAGGCCAUGGGGAUAGCGUGUGCCAUCAUACCGACCAGCAGCAGCAGGGGCAGGAGAAGCAGAAGAGGAAGAUUCACGAGCAUGCGCAAGAUCACAGCCACAAGCACGGCAGCAGUAGUUGUCACGGCCAUGCCCAGGGGCCGCACGCCCGUUCCGCCCACCACCACGCGCACGAGUGGCAAGACGAGGUGGGCGUGCGGUGGAGAGGGGUGCAGGGCGGCACAGAGGACGACGCCUGUGCGGGUCUGCACCGCCACACGCACACCACGCACCACCACCACAUAGUGCUCCCCUCCAGGGGCGGCCUCUCGUACCUGCUCACUGCGCUGCUCUCAAUGCACUCGUUUGUCGUGGGUGCGGCGCUGGGCACGUCGGGGACGCUGCAGGGGACGGUGGGGCUCAUCAUUGCGCUCAUUGCUCACAAGUGGGCUGAGGCCUUUGCCGUUGGCGUGCAGUUUGUGAGGGAGAGUGUGCCAGUGCCCAAGAUGGCAGCCAUUCUGCUGCUAUACUGUGCCAUGACACCCACUGGCAUCGUCGUAGGCAUGCUUGCCAACUCGCUUGCGGGCCCCCGAGCCAUGCUCGUUGCUGUUGUCACACAAGCGUUCGGUGCAGGCACGGUUCUAUACAUUGCAAUGUUGGAGCUUGUGGAGAAGCACUCAGGCGCCCAAGGCGCCAGUACUACGGACUCCCCGCCCGCGCCCGCCAUGGCCACCAAGUCCGCAAGAGCCGCGGAAGCGCUGCAACGCGUUAAGGAUGCCGGCCUAUUCCGCGACCAGUGCCUUAUCGGGGACAGCUGGGUUGGACCUCGUGACACCGGCGCUACUAUGGACGUAGUUAAUCCCGCCACGGGGGACCUUAUAACGCGUAUCCCGAAUCACGGGUACGACGAGACGCGCCAGGCCAUCGCCGCCGCGUCUGCGGCCUUUCCUGGUUGGUCGUCGCGCACCGCGAAGGAGCGCGCCGCGGUGCUGCGCAAGUGGUACGAUUUAAUCAUUGCGAACCGCGAGGAGCUCGCGCUGCUGAUGACGCUGGAGCAGGGAAAGCCGUUGGCCGAGGCGCGCGGCGAGGUCGACUACUCCGCGGGAUACGUGCAGCUCUACGCGGAAGAGGCGACGCGGACGUACGGCGAUAUUAUCCCCGCGCCGCUGGCGGACAGGCGGAUUCUGGUGCAGAAGCAGCCGGUGGGGGUAGUCGCAGUAAUUACCCCGUGGAAUUUCCCCCUCGCGAUGAUUGCGCGCAAGGUCGCGCCUGCGUUAGCGGCGGGCUGCACGGUUGUCGCGAAGCCAUCGGAACUCACCCCGCUCUCCGCGUUCGCGCUCGCGGAGCUGGCGCUUAAGGCGGGCGUGCCGCACGGAGUGAUUAACAUCGUCGUAGGCGACGCGCCGCCGAUUGGACAGGCGAUCAUGGAGAGUCCCGAGGUGCGAAAGCUUAGCUUCACCGGGUCUACCGCUGUAGGGCGGCGCCUCAUGGCGGGCGCAGCGGCGACGGUGAAGCGGGUGUCUUUAGAACUCGGAGGCAACGCGCCGUUCAUAGUCUUCGACGAUGCUGACGUGGCGGUCGCCGUGAAAGGGCUGCUCGCGGCGAAGUUCCGGAACGCGGGGCAGACGUGCGUGUGCGCGAAUCGCGUGCUGGUCCAGGAAGGAAUCUACUCCGAAUUCGUCUCUGCGGUCAAAACGGCCAUGGAGCAGCAGUUAACCGUUGGAUUCGGGCUUGAGGACGGGGUGACUCAAGGGCCGUUGAUCAACCAAGCAGCCGUGGAGAAGGUACAGAGCCAUGUAGCCGACGCGGUGAGCAGAGGAGGCAAGGUGCUGCUAGGAGGCUCCAUAGCCCACCCGUCCUUCCUCUCCGCCCCGGCGGGUGAACUCCCAGAGAAGCUCCCUGGAUGCUUCUUCCAGCCAACGCUCGUGGUAGAUGUUCCUUCCGACUGCCUGUGCUUCCAGGAGGAAACAUUUGGGCCGCUGGCCGCUGUUCACAAAUUCUCCUCUGAAGCAGAAGCGCUGCGCAUUGCGAAUGAUUCUGAGUUUGGGCUGGCUGCGUAUGUGUACUCGCGGGACAUGGGGCGGUGCUUCAGGGUGGCGGAGGGGUUGCAGGCGGGGAUUGUGGGGGUGAAUGAGAGUGCGAUUAGCACUGAGGUGGCGCCGUUUGGAGGGGUGAAGCAGUCGGGCAUGGGGCGCGAGGGGUCGCGGUAUGGGCUGCAGGAUUACAUGGAUUUGAAGUACGUGUGCCUGGGGAACCUGAAGUGA
Closterium sp. Naga37s-1 is the source of this 3591-nucleotide messenger RNA. The record is from the annotation of a GenBank genome assembly. NCBI's taxonomy places the organism in Eukaryota, Viridiplantae, Streptophyta, Zygnematophyceae, Desmidiales, Closteriaceae.